This is a messenger RNA of Paramecium sonneborni, 1023 nucleotides long. The record is from the annotation of a GenBank genome assembly. Lineage: Eukaryota; Ciliophora; Oligohymenophorea; Peniculida; Parameciidae.
UAAUAAAAUUGCAUAACCUUAUUUACCAUGGCAGACGAAUAAUUAACUAUUCUUUACAUAAUUAAUCCAGAUCCUAUAUUUUAUGGUAUGAUGGAUUAACUUAUCAUUGAAACCUUUCAAAGGCAUAAAGUUAAUGUAAUAGUCACAGAACUUGAAGAAUUAAGUUUUAUUGUUGGGAAUGUAAAUAUUAAUCAUAUCUCUAUAUACAGGAAAUAACAUUCUAUAGAAAAGGAGAAUAAAUACAAUUUGAUGCAUUUUUAGGAUAUGGAUAUAUGGCACCAAAACAUAACUAAGAUUAUAUGUAUUUUACUUUUGCUGUUCAUUCAGCUGGAAAAAUUACAUUACAUAAACCGGAAACAGAAGAAAUACUUUAAAAUAAAUUACUUCAAUAUCUCAAAUUUAGUGAGAAUCAAGUUCCUAUUCCAAGAUCUGGAACCUCCUUCUCAGUUAAUACAUUUAAAUAGAAUCUUAGAAGAUUUAAUAACAAAUCUAUCAUGAAAGAAGUUGUAGGUUAUGAAGGUACUGGAGUUAAACUUUCAGUAAAUCAUAACUAAAGUACAGAACUUUUUUGUAAGUCAAUCUGGAAUGGAGAAUAAACCAUUAUUUAAGAUUUCAUUGAUGAUACUAUUGGAAGAUCUAUUAGAGUUCUUGUAAUUGGUGGCAAAGCUGUUUCUGUCACUGAAUUCUAAGACAAUGUGGUAAUUUAAUAUUUUAAACUAGGAUUUCAAGUCUAAUGCAUAAAGUGAUGAUUUUACAAUUGAAUCUAAGAUGGAUUCUGAUAAAAAAAAUGAAUAUUUUAAAAUUGCUGAAAAAGCUUGUGCUGCAAUUGAUCCUCAUUUAACUAUUGGAGGUGUUGACAUUUUGGAUUCUAGAAAGAAUGGAAUUGUCAUUCUAGAAAUUAAUAGUUGGCCUGAAAUUACAUUCUCAUAAGAUGCUACAGGCCUUCCUCUCUUUGAUUAAUUUGGCUAAGAAUUCAUUGAAAAAAUUAUUACCAAUAUUAGAGAAAGAAAAAACUCAGCUUGA